This is a messenger RNA of Symbiodinium pilosum, 1882 nucleotides long. NCBI's taxonomy places the organism in Eukaryota, Dinophyceae, Suessiales, Symbiodiniaceae. The record is from the annotation of a GenBank genome assembly.
GCUGAAAUUGGUCAUCAUGGAGAAGUGGGUACUUCUCCUGAUGUGGACAUCCAACAUCGACCUCCGCAUGCAGGUGGAGAUGUUCGAACUUUUUGCAGGACAGGCUCGUGUCAGCCAAGUUUGCAGAGGAGCUAAGAGGAGUGUUGUUUCCUACGAUUGCCUCUAUGACCCCGAUGGAAAGUUCAUGAAUUUCCUCAGUCCAGGAGGGCUGGUACUACUUCUCUUGAUCAUUCUGGCGGUUCAUAGCAUAUUCCUGAUCGAGCAGCCUCGUGGAAGUGACCAAGUCUUCCCAUUUCACGACCGGUCCUACUCCCGUGUCUUUGGGCAAAGGAUCCUUGAACUAUGGGACAAGGAGCGGGCGGCCACCCGGAAAGUGAUGGCGCUGCAGCAGGAGCUUGCCUCCUUUGAUGGAGAGGUGCCGGAAGGCGAGCAAUUGAGGGAGCUACUCCAGAAGCAUGGGUCAUUUGCGGCCCUUGAGGUGGAGCUAUCGAAAAAGUCUUCUCAAGUUACUCAGAAUGAGCGAGCUGGUGGUUGGGAGAACGAGGUGACGCUUGCGCAACUGGGUUGGACUGAGUGGCUUGGCUGGCAGUGGCUAGUGUCAACGCUAGGUGCAACUGGCACCAAUGAUGUGGAUCAUGCUCGUGUGGCAGUUGCAACUACGGCCAAGACGGCCAAGGAGAAAUGUGUUCUGGCGGUCUACAUCGACAUGUGUGGGAAAAAGGUGGACACUGCAAAGGAGCUUCAGGCGCUGGCUGAUGAUUUGAAGCCAAAGAUUGCAGACCUCGAGACCAGCUACAAAGAGUUAUUGCAGUUCCAGACCAAUGCCGUGAUUGAUGCUGGCACACCGCCCUCAAGGACUACCAAGGAGAACCUCCUGAAGUGCUACGCCACCUGCACCCGCUUGGACCUGGCUAUCAAUGCUCUGAUGAUUCGUGGUCGCUUCUUGCCUUUGGCACUGCCCUUGGGGGCUGCCCGGGUCUUGGCAUUGCCAAUCUUGAGAUUCCUGCCAGGUGCAGCAGGCGCAGUGAACAAUGAGAAUCUUCAGCGGCUAGCUACUGGAGAGUUGGACUUGCUCUACAAGAUUUCUUCUGCCGCCAAUGACAAAAAUGUUUGCAGAAAUCUUCAUCGCUUGAUCCAACGAGAAGGCUUGACAUUGGCAUUGCCUAUCGAUUUCGUUGAAACUCCAGUUCGCAAGCGGCGACCUGUGGUUAAAAAAGUUAAGGUAUGGUACCCUGUGAUCUACCCAAGCAAAUGGGUGGAGUUCUUGAUGAAAGAUCAUGGCCACCUUCUUCUGGGAGGAGUGGACGCACGCAAUUGCAGGAGGUGGCAGGCAAAUUUACAUGAGUUUUGGAUUCGGUACAAGCAAUACGAUGAGCAGCACAUCAUGAAUGAGGCCAGUUCGCCGCCUACUACGCACACAGUGCCGAUUUAUCUCCACGGAGAUGAAGGACGCGGGAAGUACAAACUUCCACUGAUGGUGGAGUGCUUCCAACCAUUAAUUUCGCAUACUUACUGUACAAGAUUCCUUUUUACCUGCAUCCCGGCGGAGCUCUACUGGAAUGACUCUACUUUGGAUACCUUGAACGACGCCCUCGCUGCUGAUCUCAUUCGCCUCUAUCAAGAUGGUAUACGGGUCAAGACCCCGGAUGGCCCUGUCACAUUGCACUUCGCUGUGGUUGGCAUUAAAGGAGAUUGGGUCUAUCUUCGAAAGGAAUGGUUCAAUAUGUCUGAAGAUGCGCCGUGGCGUUCUGGUGAUGGGGCCCCGACUCCAUUCAAGAGGCAGGGCUCUCCGCUGUUCCUCGUGCCUGGGCUUGCGGAUCCGCUACGAGCUUUGGUCGAUCCAGCGCACACGUGGCAUAUUGGGUGUCUUGACAUUACAUAG